Molecule: messenger RNA, 964 nt
Organism: Cantharellus anzutake
Lineage: Eukaryota; Fungi; Basidiomycota; Agaricomycetes; Cantharellales; Hydnaceae
Exons: 3
Coding region: 392-934 (180 amino acids)
Source: RefSeq, a predicted model, not a curated record
UGACUGUCGCCUGUGGUGCAGUCCGAACAACGAGAGGCAGAUAGUUGUUGCAAUAAGGUAUCAUCCAGUUUCGCCAACGUCGGUGAACCAAUAGUUUGUCUCGCGUGAUAGGUUUCUCGAAGCUCGUGUCUGGCUGUCCUCAAAAAUUAAUGAUCAACGCGUCGUGCGCUGGGCGUCCUCCAGCAUUAUUGAUGCUCAACCUCACGUGGCAGAGACUGAGACCUCGAACCCCGAAAUUUGGAAGAUUUAUGUGGAACACUCAACGACUGGACACACAACCCAGGAGGUGUUCUACGUUUUUGCUGAAACUGGGGAAGCCAUCGGUCACCCUCCUGAUGAUAGAUUCGCUUCGCGGCCAGAACCGGAGGCGGCUGGUGCGGGUCUUGGUACAAUGCUUCGUUUUGAUUGGCGUAACUAUCUGUCUUUGGAAGCGUCAAUCGGGCGGCGAUCACUUAUGGAUAUGAUUCGUUGGACGAAUAUUGAAGAUUACGAACAUGGGAUUAGUAGGCAUUGGCUACGUCGAAUGGCGAAAAGGGAAUUGCCUGGAACAUACACGUUGAAUGAGGCACUUUUGAAGGUUGCCAGGCGCUACAUACUCGCAAACGUUGCCGGAAACAGCCUCAGUGGUUCAUUUCAAACCUCUAUCGAAAUGGCAUGUGAAUCCAAUGGACAGCAUUGCAACAUUCCUUCCGCGUUAUCAGCAAUUACGAUCCCAUCGCUUUUUGUCCCUGAGCAUCAUUAUGUUGAGUCGGUCCACUUGAUGAAUUCUCGCGGAAUACCUCUCCAUCCUGCAAUCGCAGUAGUGCAGACACCUGCAAGGGAAUACUACAUUCUACGCGAUACUGGUCAGGAAAUUGGUUGUGAAGAGGCUGGAGGCGUGUACAAGUGCUGGUUAGACGUCAUUCGGUGUCAAGAGGAUGGUGUGAGCACAUGAGUGAGUUGUGGCAUGUGGAUGAGGUUGGGA